AUGGCAAUCUCCACGCGCGAGCGCUUCGUGCGCACCCUCAUGGCGCUCGUCCUCACAGUCAUCGUCAAGACCCACGACCUUGCCCACCAUGUCCUCAUCCACAGGGCAGUCCACAUUGGAUACUCGUACGUUUACCUAUUUCUGCUUCCCGUUGACCUGCUCAUCGCGAGUGCCUUGCACCUUGCUUGGGUAUUUUUCACUGUGAUCUGGGGCUAUCUCCUCGUAAGCAUCUCUACCAGUUUUCCCCUUGACUUGGACACGGAAGCCGCCAAGGUCAGCACCGAAAUAUUGACAGGAAUAUACUAUGCAGUCAGGUGUGUCUGUGUCGUGGAGCUUUUCCUCGAGUGCGUCGUCGACGCCUUGCUCGACAUUCGGAACAAGCUGCUCGAGCUGUACAGCACAAGUUCCAUCGGCCUUCGGAUCCUCUUCUGGGUCAUUCUCCUCAACUGUAUCUCGGUGUACAAAAGAUGUUUGGAUGAGUUCUGA
Molecule: messenger RNA, 486 nt
Organism: Emericellopsis cladophorae
Lineage: Eukaryota; Fungi; Ascomycota; Sordariomycetes; Hypocreales; Bionectriaceae
Exons: 1
Coding region: 1-486 (161 amino acids)
Source: RefSeq, a predicted model, not a curated record